This is a messenger RNA of Carassius gibelio (silver crucian carp), 2707 nucleotides long. RefSeq names its product inhibitor of growth protein 5. Bases 69 to 797 code for a protein of 242 amino acids. The transcript is spliced from 8 exons. The record is from RefSeq and is a predicted model, not a curated record. Gene Ontology annotation, molecular function: chromatin binding. NCBI's taxonomy places the organism in Eukaryota, Metazoa, Chordata, Actinopteri, Cypriniformes, Cyprinidae. Gene Ontology annotation, biological process: positive regulation of apoptotic signaling pathway; positive regulation of DNA-templated transcription. Gene Ontology annotation, cellular component: nucleus.
CCAAUGUUGUUCCACCUCACGCGGACGGUCGGAGAAAAACACGCUUCGAACUCGUGAAGAUCGUCACCAUGGCGACAGCGAUUUAUCUCGAACAUUAUCUCGAUAGCAUUGAAAACCUUCCCUGUGAGCUCCAGAGAAACUUCACACUCAUGAGGGAACUUGACAACAGAGCCGAGGAAAAGAAAUGUGAAAUCGAUAAGCUUGCAGAAGAAUACAUUAAAAACGUCCGUAAUCUGGCUCCGGAUCAGAGAGUGGAGCACCUGCAGAAGAUCCAGAACGGAUUCAGCAAAUGCAAAGAAUACAGCGACGACAAAGUGCAGCUCGCCAUGCAGACGUACGAGAUGGUGGACAAACACAUCCGAAGGCUCGAUGCAGAUCUCGCUCGCUUUGAGAAUGAGCUGAAGGAAAAGUUGGACGUCAGCGGCUACGAAAGUCCAGACAGCAGAACGGCCAAGAAGGCAGGCGCUCGAGGAGGCCUGAAGGAAAAACGACGGACGAAAGGAAGAGGACGCAAAUCUUCCGACGACGACUCGCCGCGGAAAAAGAAAACGAAGAACAGCCCUGAGUUCUCUGAGUCCAUCCUUCCAGUUCAUCCGUCAGACGUCUUAGACAUGCCUGUUGACCCCAAUGAACCCACAUACUGUCUGUGCCACCAAGUGUCUUACGGAGAAAUGAUCGGAUGUGACAAUCCAGAUUGUCCCAUUGAGUGGUUUCACUUCGCCUGCGUCGAUCUAACAACGAAACCCAAAGGGAAAUGGUUCUGUCCCCGAUGCACCCAGGAUCGGAAGAAGAAAUAAAAGAUGCACAUUUGUAACGUUGAGAGACUUCAUUUCUAUAUACAUGAGCAUAUAUAUGUAUUUUGAUUAGGUGGUAAAAUAGGAUAAUAUAUAUAAUAUGGCCGUGAUGAAAUAUAUAUAUAUAUCUAGAGGGUCGCGAGGAAACAAAGUGUUUAUUUUUUCAAAGUAUUUGAAAUGUUUCCAUUUGUUUGAGUUUCUGUGUCAUCAAAUUGUCGUUUUCAGACAAUAUAGGAUUUAUUAUAUAUGAGAUAUAUAUUUUAUUUUUUUCUCUUUAAUUACUGAUUAGUAUGUAUUUUCAUUUUGUAUAAAGCUUCAAGCAACUAUCGUGUCAUUGUGCUUUGCUCAUGAAAUGUUUUGCGAACCUUUAAGACGCUGAAUUCGGCAGCCGCUCUUGCACUUAAAAUAUAACGCGACUACUUUUUUCGCCAAUUAUCGAUUUGCUAGAACUUGUUCUUUGUUGCAUUAGGAAGAAUAUUUUGCAGAACCCAAGGCGAUUAACUACUGUGGAAGCUUGUUUCCGCCUCAGAAUUAAAAAAGGUAAUCUAACGAUUCAGAUUUUUCUUGCAAUUCUUACAUUUUUAUUUCUAAUCUUUUUUUCGCAACUUCAGGUUUAGAUAUCAGAAUGUCGCAAUUAUGCCUUUUUUUCAUCAGUAUGGCGGGAAACAAAGGCUGAAUUGUGAAAAAAAAAAAAAACGCAAUUACCGUUUUUAUUCCGUAGCAGAAAAAAAAUACAGAAUUGAUGAUUUUCUUGGAACAUGUACAUAAUUGACUUUACAUCUCUCAAUUCUUUAGAUUAUAUUUCGUAAUAGUUUUUUGUUUCCGCCACAGAAUGAAAAAUAAAAAAAAUGAUUGUGACUUUAUCUCGCAAUUUUGAGAUUCUUUGUGGCAAUUACGAGUUUUAUAUAUUGAAAUUCUUCUCAGAAUUGAGUUUAUAUCUUGUAGUUCUCAAGUUUUUAUUUAGCUUAUAAAAAGCCACAAUUACUGUAUUCUGUGGCAAAAACUAAAAAAUCUUGCAAUUCUGUGUAUAUAUCCCAUAAUUGUCUUUUUUUUUCUGCUAUGGUAUAAAAAGUAAAAAAUAAAAAAAACGUGAUAUUUACCUAAUAAUUCUGACUUUUUUUCUCGCAAUUGCAAGUUUAAAACUUACAGUUCUUUAGUUUAUAUCUUAGAUUAUAUAAUUCAUUUAUAUAAAAAAGCAGUAAUUAUCUUUUUAAUUCUGUGGCACAAAAAAAAGAAUUGCGAGAUAAAAUUAUUUAGCUUAUGUCACAAUCUAUUUUUUUUUACUUCAAUCACAAAAAAAACUAAAUUCUGAGUUUGUCUUGCAAUUCUGACUUUUUUCUCGCAAUUGCAAGUUUAUAGCUUACAAUUCGUUUAGUUUAUAUCUUAGAUGAUAUAAAAAUAAAAAAUAUUUUUUAAGCUGCAAUUACUUUUUUUUUUUUAUUCCUCCAUCCUUCAGAAAGCCUCUUGCUCCAGUUCUGAAUGUUUUGAGUGUGUGGUUUCGGCAGUAUCUGCUGUCUUUUCUCCAGCAGCUUUGAUGCACUUUUUCUCGACCUGAUUCUGCACUUAUGGCCAGAACACUUUCAGAUUCAAUGCUCUUGUUGUGGCUCUAAAGGUCGAAAGGCAAAGCAACUGUCAGAGAAUCAACCAAAGCAAGAUAAAGCUGUGUUAACACUGCUCUUGUGUUAUUUUAUCAUUCUAUAUGUGAUCCAAAUAUAAAACAUGAAAUAUUCCUUCUAUCUUGUUGACGUGAGACUACCUUGUUGAACUGUAUUUUGUAUCGUGUCAUCAGUAGUUGGUAGAAGCCACAAGGUUGAAAGUGUGACAAUCAAGUAGUGUUUUAUUUUUUCAUGUUUCAGAAAAUUUUUCUGUACAGCUUUUCAUAAAAACAAAUAAAUAUUUACCAUUAAAACUCA